Molecule: messenger RNA, 847 nt
Organism: Morus notabilis
Lineage: Eukaryota; Viridiplantae; Streptophyta; Magnoliopsida; Rosales; Moraceae
Product: classical arabinogalactan protein 4-like
Exons: 1
Coding region: 89-847 (252 amino acids)
Source: RefSeq, a predicted model, not a curated record
UUACGUAAUAUUAUAUUAUUUCCAACAUGUGUGUUGGGUACAUGUAUAGGUGUAAUUAUAUUGUAAUAUACGCACACAUGAACAUUAUAUGCACACAUUCAUACGUGAAUACAUGUCAUGUUAUAUAAAAAACGAUUUUGAGGAAUCUCAAGAUACAAACCACUAUUAUUGUUAUAAUCCCCCUCCCACUUUCUUCCUCUCCUUUUUAUAUUCUCUCCUCUUCCCUUUUUUAGCCCAAACUCCCUCACAUUUCACAGACCCAAAAACACAAACACAAACACAAGCCUCUCUCUCUCUCUCUCCCCCCUCAAAAACACUUUUUUCACAAAACAAGACAAUGGGGUUUCCUAAGCUUCAAAUUUUCAUGAUCUUAGGCCUCUUGGCAGCCUCAUGCACGGCUCAAGCACCAACCCCAUCACCAACAGCCUCGCCGCCGACCGCGACACCACCAACCGCCACUCCUCCGACGGCCACUCCACCCACGGCGACUCCACCGGCGGCGUCACCUACACCUGCUCCAACCGCCUCUCCACCAGCUCCUACCCCAGCUCCAACCUCCACUCCUCCCGCCCCAACUCCGGCUCCCACCUCAACUCCUCCGACUCCGGCUCCAGCCUCCGGGGCUCCUACUCCCACGGCUACCGCUCCCACCCCAGAGGGUCCUACCCCACCGGCUCCCACUCCCCUGAGCCCCAGCUCUCCAUCUGAGCCGCCGGCGCCUUCCCAGAGCCCAAGUGACAACUUCGCUCCCGGCUUGGCCAGCCGGGGCGUCAUCUCCGGACGCUGCCGGGCCGGCAUCGCCGGGACCGCUCUCGCCGGAGUUUUCGUCGCCGUGGCUCUUGCUUAG